GCGACUCUUACGCGGGAAAUUACUAAUUCUGACUGAGCUGGACAACAGAGAAGGUCGGUGCUGGAUAUAAAAAUUGCAAAGAAAUGAAGGUGGUAACACGUGAGAUAGCAUGGCACAACAAGGAGCCAGUGUACAGUCUGGACUUCCAGCACAGCUCAGACGGACGCACUCAUCGACUGGCCACAGCUGGAGUGGACACCACAGUCAGGCUGUGGCGGGUGGAUGCUGGUCCAGACGGGAAGGCGGUGGUGGAGUUUCUGUCUAAUCUGGCUAGACAUACAAAAGCUGUCAAUGUGGUGCGUUUUAGCCCUAAUGGAGAACUGCUUGCUUCAGGAGGAGAUGAUGCAUUAAUUCUGCUGUGGAAACUCAAUGACUCGAAGGAGCCCGAGCAGGCCUCUGCAUUUCAGGAGGACGAGGAUGCUCAGCUCAACAAGGAGAGCUGGACUGUGGUCAAAACUCUAAGAGGGCACAUAGAGGAUGUGUAUGACAUCUGCUGGACGCGAGAUGGAAACUUCAUGGUGUCUGGCUCUGUUGAUAACACGGCUGUCAUGUGGGACAUCAACAAAGGACAAAAGCUUUCUAUCUUGAAUGACCACAAGAGCUACGUGCAGGGGGUUACCUGGGAUCCUCUGGGACAAUAUAUUGCCACUCUCAGCUGUGACAGACUGCUGCGUGUGUACAGCACUCACACCAAGAAGAAGGCCUUCUGUGUCAGUAAAAUGAGCUCUGGGCCACUUGCAGAAGGAGAGGUGAAGCAGUACCGAAUGUUCCACGAUGACAGCAUGAGGUCCUUCUUUCGCCGUCUUUCGUUCACACCAGACGGGUCAUUCCUGCUCACUCCGGCUGGAUGUGUGGAGAUAGGAGAAAACAUCAUGAAUACCACCUACAUCUUUUCCAGGAAGAGUCUAAAGAGGCCUAUAGCCCACUUGCCGUGCCCAUCUAAAGCUACACUGGCUGUGCGCUGCUGCCCUGUCUACUUUGAAUUGAGGACAAAAAAAGGAGAAGACGGCUCUAUCCAGGCUCUUCCAAAUGUGUUCCAGCUGCCGUACCGUAUGGUGUUUGCCGUGGCCUCUGAGGAUUCAAUCUUGUUGUAUGAUACACAGCAGACCCUUCCAUUUGGCCUUGUGUCCAACAUCCACUACCACACACUCAGUGAUCUCACAUGGUCUCGGGAUGGCUCCUUCCUGGCUGUGUCCUCCACAGACGGUUACUGCUCCUUCCUGUCCUUCUCUCCAGGGGAGCUGGGCACUCCACUGAAAGAGCCGCCCACCCUGGAGGUCUUUGUCCCAAGCAGUGGUGUUGAGAAAAAAGGCAAGAAGGCAUCAGUGGCCAAGAGCUCAUCUCCUGUAUCUCAGCCGUCAAACUCAGCCCCAGCUGCCACAUCCCAAACUAGUCAGGGCUCUCUAACCUCCCCAGAGGAGAAGAAGAGUGCCAACUCUAAACCUCAGCCCCGCAGGAUCACCCUCAACACCCUGGAGGGUUGGGGGAAACCCACUACCCCUAAAGCCACAGCCUCUGCAUCACCUCAGACCCCAAAAUCUGGGAGCGCAAGUGCACCCUCCACUCCCCAACCACGCGUUACCCCCCUCACUCCUUCCACACCAAAAGUUCUCAACAGCGUCAAUAAUGCUGGGUCCACAACACCGAAGGGUGCAACCACCUCAAAAGGACCCACUCCAAGGAGAGUAUCUUUGACUCCCGUUGCAUCACGGCCCCCAGCUGCUAGUUCACUCUUCAGCCCUCUCUCUUCCACGGAAAAGGCCAAACAUGGUCGUACCUCUCCUUCCACCGAUCCAGUGUGCCAGCCACCAGAAUCUAAACGACCCAAGACCAGCGACCCCCAAGCAAAGACCGGUGCCACCCAGGGCUAGUGCAAACUGAGAGAAGUGUGGUGCUGUAAAAUAAGACUAGAGUACAUAAAGCAGAAUGGAAGCUGAAGACACUUCAGUGUAAGAGCUGAGGGUCCCCAUGAAUUCGUACCAUAGUGCAAUAGCAUUGCCUUUGCAUCAUAUUGAUCUAAGCAGAUGAAGCUUUACAUUUGAUGUUAUGUAUUCAGAGAAUUUCAGUUUAUUUUCUUGUAUUUUCUUGUUUAAGGUGUUUUGUAUCAUACAAUAAACAGGUAAUGAGUUAAGUGUAUUAUAUUUGAGUUGUGUGACAUUUAAAAGCUUAAGAAAAGUUGUUUCACUUGUCCAGAAAAUGAUUGUGAAGAGAAAACUGUACUGAAAACCUGUAGAAGAUAAUAACAAGCACUCAAAGGGUUUUGACUUUGUGUGAGCUUUGAAUAUAUAACAUGCUGAAGACUCUGGUUCAGUAGCUUCACUUCUACUGUUAAGCUUUUACAUUUUCUUAUGUAAUAAAGGAUGUUUGAUAUAGAGUGUAAGUUCAGGUGGUUUAUGACAUGAUGUUGAAAUCACAAGCAGGAAAAUAAUAAUUAUGUCAUAGAAAUGAAGUCUUCUUAAAACCAAACUGAUCUGAAGGUAAACAUCUGCCAUCUUUACAGUUCAAAUAGCCUGCAGUCAUUGUAGAGGUAAUGCCA
Molecule: messenger RNA, 2536 nt
Organism: Archocentrus centrarchus (flier cichlid)
Lineage: Eukaryota; Metazoa; Chordata; Actinopteri; Cichliformes; Cichlidae
Gene: chaf1b
Product: chromatin assembly factor 1, subunit B
Exons: 14
Coding region: 84-1871 (595 amino acids)
Biological process (GO): DNA replication-dependent chromatin assembly; nucleosome assembly
Cellular component (GO): CAF-1 complex; nucleus
Molecular function (GO): protein binding
Source: RefSeq, a predicted model, not a curated record